GAUGUCAUGAAGGUCAUCUAUGAUCUUCAUGAUGAAAGUCCACUCUCUGAUUUUGAGAACCCACUGAUCCGCCCGCGCUUGCCCUCUGACAUUUUGCUGGCUGUUGGUGGAUGGAACAUGCACACGACAAACUGCAUCGACGCAUAUGACACACGGGCCGACCGCUGGGUGGAUAUCACGCAGGAGGAGCAGAGCAACCUAGCUGGUCAUGGCACGGUGUACCAUGAUGGGUUUGUGUACUGCAUUGGGGGGUUUGAUGGGCAAAACUUUAUCGAUACCGUGCGCAGAUACGACCCGAUCACACGAGCAUGGCAGCAGAUGGCCCCAAUACACUGGCAGCGCUGUAAUGUUAGUGUGGUCGUGCUCGAUGGGCUCAUCUAUGCCAUGGGUGGCCAUAUUGGUUUCUGGCCCCUCGACAUCGUAGAGUGCUACAACCCAAAAACCAAUGAAUGGACCCAGCUCGAGUCUAUGAAUGAGAGGAGAAACGAUGCCAGCGCCACCACCCUGAAUGGCAAGAUAUACAUCUGUGGGGGCCACAAUGGAACAGAGAGCCUAUCUACAGUGGAGUGCUUUGACCCCCUCACAAACGAAUGGAGCUUGAUCACUCCAAUGAGCACUCCCCGUCACAGCCUUGGAGUCACGGCGUAUAAAGGGAAGAUAUAUGCGGUGGGCGGUAUCAACAGGCCUGAUCACCUGCAGACCAUGGAGGUCUAUGACCCUACCACAAACCGCUGGCAUGCUGUGGCCCCCAUGUCCACACCGCGCAGUGAGUUUGGCAUCGCAGUGGUGGACGACCUCCUAUUUGUGAUGGGCGGCCACGAUGGGUUUGGGGUAACUAACAAGGUGGAGUGCUAUGAUGCGGGGACAGGCAGCUGGUAUCGUGCGCAGGACAUGAGCAGAGCCAGACAGCAUUUCAGCUGCUGCGUAGUGCCUGCGCACCCCCGCAUCAUAGAAUACGCUUCACCUCGUUAGUCCCUAAUGGCCGCCAAGGAGGAGAGAAACCCAUCUGCCCACAACAGCAUGCCCAGUACGUAACCUCAUUUACACCCCCCACCCCGAAUUCUUUCCCUAUAACAUACAUUGAGUUUAUAUAGACACCUCUUUUUUUCCCCAGACUCUGCUUCCUCAUUGGAAGGUGUGUUGGUGGGAUCGAGGUCUUUGAAGACAAAGCUGUCCGGAAGUAAUUUUCCAUGGCCUCGCUAAACUCCUCCCACACCUGAGUUUUUACCUCGACGACCGCCGAAGCCGCAUUCCAACAUUUCAUCAACGCUGUCCACCAGCGGGUUCGGGGAUUGCUGCCACAACAGGCCACAGCUCCAGUCAGCCGCCUCCACAAUGGAGGCAUGGAACAAGGCCCAUUCGUACUAGUCAGUCCCCUGCGUCCUCCAGGACAUGGGAGAAGCUCUGCUGGAGAUGGGAGCUGAAUCUUCUCCUGACAUUGCAUACUUAAAAUAAAGUUUUCUUUUUCAUAUUA
Messenger RNA from Brienomyrus brachyistius, 1474 nucleotides. RefSeq names its product kelch-like protein 10. The transcript is spliced from 3 exons. Gene Ontology annotation, molecular function: protein binding. Lineage: Eukaryota; Metazoa; Chordata; Actinopteri; Osteoglossiformes; Mormyridae. The coding region runs from base 7 to 972 and encodes 321 amino acids. The record is from RefSeq and is a predicted model, not a curated record.